GCGCACCGGCAGCCCACCUCGCGCAGCCGCGGCAGCUCGGCGCAGCGGUGGACGCCUCCGGCGGCUGGCUCCACCGAACAAGCAGCAGCGGACUAGCAAGGUUGGAGCAUGUCGAGCGCGGUGGUGAGCGGCCUGGCCGGCGCCGGCGCCGGUAUCAUCGCCCAGAUCAUCACCUACCCCCUCCAGACCGUGAACACCAGGCAGCAGACUGAGAGGACAGCGAAGAAGAAGAAGUCCGGCAGUGACGCUUCCACCCUCUUCCAGAUGCUCCAGCUGGUGAAAACGGAAGGCUGGGGCGGGUUGUACAGCGGCCUCAAACCCUCGCUUAUUGGCACGGCUGCCUCGCAGGGAAUCUAUUACUACUUCUACCAGCUUCUCAAGAACAAGGUGGAAAAUGUGGCAGCUGCUCGGGGAAAGAAGGGCCUAGGGGAUGGCACCGUUGGGAUAUUUUCUUGGCUUGUUAUUGCAGCUAUUGCUGGGUCGAUCAAUGUUCUUCUUACAAUUCCAAUAUGGGUUCUUGUGACACGUAUGCAGACACAUACACAGGCAGAAAGGAAGAUGAUAGAGUCCAAGAGGGAGCUUUUGCUGAAGGAAAUAUCUAGGGCUAAUUCAGUGGAUGUUUCAAUUCUUAAGGAUAGGUUAGCUAAACUUGAUUCUGAAAAACCUCACCCAUAUGGCACAAUUCAAGCGGUUCGGGAGGUCUAUCGUGAAUCCGGCAUACGUGGAUUCUGGAAAGGACUUGUUCCAACACUAAUCAUGGUUUGUAAUCCAUCAAUUCAGUUUAUGAUAUUUGAAACACUCUCAAAGCGUCUUCGAUCAAAGAGGGCAAAGCAACUACCCAAGAAGAACAUCACUGCUAUGGAGGUAUUCUUAUUAGGCGCAAUGGCAAAACUGGGAGCUACUGUUGUGACAUACCCAUUGCUAGUGGUUAAGUCUAGGUUGCAAGCAAAACAAGAAAUAGGCAGGAAUGCCACGUCAAGAUACACCGGUACAAUAGAUGCGAUACUGAAGAUGAUUCGGUACGAGGGAUUGCAUGGAUUUUACAAAGGAAUGGGUACAAAGAUUGUACAGAGUGUUUUUGCCGCCUCAGUCCUUUUCAUGGUGAAGGAGGAGCUGGUUAAGUUUGUAAUUCUCUUAGUUGCCAGGAGUAGAACUCUGCUUCUUACUAGAUCUAAAAAAGUAUAGGUCUUCUUUCGUAAUCAGAUAACUUAUUGCAUGUACAUGUAGAAAAAAAUUGUGAAGAUAUAUGUAGAAUUUUACUUUGACUCCA
Lolium rigidum is the source of this 1270-nucleotide messenger RNA. RefSeq names its product peroxisomal nicotinamide adenine dinucleotide carrier-like. The coding region runs from base 109 to 1185 and encodes 358 amino acids. The record is from RefSeq and is a predicted model, not a curated record. Lineage: Eukaryota; Viridiplantae; Streptophyta; Magnoliopsida; Poales; Poaceae. Gene Ontology annotation, biological process: transmembrane transport; nucleotide transport. The transcript is spliced from 12 exons.